AAUAUUGAUCCACUCAUGGCUAAUCCCUUCAACGGCUCAUUCUCUAACUCCAAUUACUAUUAUGCCCUGGCUCCCCCCCACAAUUAUCAGCUAUCAGCCUAUCACCCUGUCCCUCGUCGGCUCGUCCUUAACCCUCACAUUAUAUAUCUUCGUAUAACCCACUGCUAAGCUUGGACUGCGUGCCAGAGCGAGCACUGAGCGCUGAAUGAUUGGGUUCAUCGUCUCCCGCUCCAUCACUUCUCACACAAUCCUACAAUUACCAAUCCCUUCUUCCUUCCUACUACUUCGUUAAUCCCAUCUAUUCUUCUAUCGAUUCGCUCGAUUUCACUGCAAAAUUCAAGGUUCUAAUAUGUCCCGCAAGGAGCCCGAAUCCGCCGCCGACGACAGACCCAACAGUCUCCUAGCCAACACGCGCUGCUGCUUCUGCUUCCCCUGCUUCGGCUCCCGCCCUUCCCCCACCGUCGGCCUCGCCUGGUGGGAGCGCGUACGAGCUACUUCAUGGUCUCACUCACGCGCGCACGCUUCUCCUAUUACCGAGGAUCGCUGGUGGUCGCGCGGCCUCAGGGCCCUCAAGAAGAUCCGUGAGUGGUCCGAGAUCGUCGCUGGGCCGAGAUGGAAGACGUUUAUCAGGAGGUUCAACCGGAAUAGAAGCGGCGGCGGCUGCAAGCACGGGAAAUACCAAUACGACCCCUUGAGCUACGCCUUGAACUUCGACGAAGGCCCUAACAACCAGAACGGCGAUUGCGAAGACAACGGCUACGACGGAUACCUCAAUUUCUCCACCCGCUACGCCGCCACGCCUGGCUCAAUCCCGUUGAAAUCUGUUGAUGCAGCUCCGGGCAAGGACGUUGCGCUAUUCGCUUGAAAAUUUGCUGAGUGCGCCGUACAAGCUAAGGUGCGUGUGGGGUAGUGCGCUGGAAGAGACACAUCAUGAGUUGGAAUAGAUGACAGAAACGCACGAGACGCUGAUCACGCGAGGUUUACGCGCUGCUGUUACUAGUGGUUCGCUGGCUGCGUCUCGUCGCUUACUUUUUCAUUUUUGGCCUCCUUUGUUUAUACGGUAUUUUUUUUUUUCUAGUGAAUAUUGUAUCUGUCUAUGUAUGUAAAAUAAUAAUUUCCUUUUGGUGGUUGGUAACGUAUAAAAAUACAAACGGCGGCGUGUUGCUAUUGAGAUGAGUAUACAAAGGGCAUGGGAUAAAGGAGGAUUUGGCUUGUAAGUUGUAAUACUCAAUUCUCUCCUUCGGUUUUCUGACUAUUGUCUCUUCUGUUGGGAGGGUGGGGUUUGCUGGUAUCAACUGCAAGAAAGAUAAUGUGGCCUUUAAGGGAAAUGCACUGUGUAUUAUAUUUUAUUCAUUAUAUGUUGUCGUUUUUAUUGAA
Prosopis cineraria is the source of this 1377-nucleotide messenger RNA. RefSeq lists its product as uncharacterized. NCBI's taxonomy places the organism in Eukaryota, Viridiplantae, Streptophyta, Magnoliopsida, Fabales, Fabaceae. The coding region runs from base 350 to 865 and encodes 171 amino acids. The record is from RefSeq and is a predicted model, not a curated record. The transcript has a single exon.